AUGAAGAACAAGGCUUCUCUCUUUCUCAAGCAGUUUAUCUCCGUGUUCAAAUCUAUAGCUAAAGCCAAGUCAAUGGCCAUCAAGAACAAAACCAGCGCUGUCAAAGCUCGCCUCAUAAUGUUCUCCUUGUUGAAGAACAAGCAGUCGAAGCUUAUGCUGGAUUCGUUAUCCCAUAAAAUCCAUAGACUUCUUGGACAGCAUGACGGGGAAAGCCAAGACGAGGCAGGGGAAAAUAGCAAGGCCAUAGUUAUCUCCAACAUUGCAUUGGCAAACGAGUACUCGCAUUCGAGCUCCAGCCACACCCAGUACUUGAUGCACAAGGUAGAGGCUGAUUAUGAAGAAGAAGAAGGCCGGGAUCAUGAUGAUGGUGAUGAUAAAUACCCAGAUCUCAGACACUCCUUGUUUGAUGACGAGGAUUUGGACUUUGAGGAGGAUGAUCAGGGUGGGUCCAUCAUUGAUCUGGUGAGGAAUUCCAAGGAGGAGGAAGGGGAGAAUUUCGUCCUGGAAGAUGAGAUUGAUAAUGUUGCAGACUUGUUUAUCAGGAGGUUCUAUAAACAGAUACGCUUGCAAAAGCUGCAGUCUUUCAGGAGGUUUCAAGCGAUGAUGGAGAGAAGUCUUUAA
This is a messenger RNA of Juglans regia (Persian walnut), 621 nucleotides long. RefSeq lists its product as uncharacterized. The record is from RefSeq and is a predicted model, not a curated record. The transcript has a single exon. Bases 1 to 621 code for a protein of 206 amino acids. Lineage: Eukaryota; Viridiplantae; Streptophyta; Magnoliopsida; Fagales; Juglandaceae.